AUGCAAGUGGACGCGAGCCGUCUCAAGUCCUUUGACGAUGUCACAGAAACUGGAGAAGGUGGUGACAACCGAGAGAAGAACACUCUCGGCAAGAAAAUCUUGCGAGUCAUCUGGGACUCACUCGACAAGUCUCCCGAGGAGCGACACUUCAUCGCCAAGGUAGACUGCUGGAUCAUGACCUACGUCUGUGUUGCCUAUUUCGUCAAAUAUCUUGAUCAGACGAAUGUCGUAAAUGCCUACGUCUCCGGAAUGAAGGAGGACCUGACCAUGUCUGGCAACGACUACAAUUAUCUCCAGACCAUGUUCACCGUGGGCUACUGUUUAGGAAACCUUCCGUCACAGUUGAUCAUGACAAAGAUUCGGCCUUCCAUUUGGCUUCCUUCUCUCGAACUCAUCUGGAGCGUUCUGGUCAUGGCUAUGGCUGGAGUCAAGUCUGUUAAUGGCAUGUACGCUCUCCGCUUCUUCAUCGGCAUGCUGGAGGCGUCCGCCUACCCGGGUAUCAUCACACUUCUUGGCAACUGGUACACGCCUGCUGAGCUCGGGAAGCGGUCUUCUAUUUUCAUUGCCAGCUCUGCCGUUGCGCAGAUGUUCUCUGGUUAUCUGCAGGCUGGUCUGUACCAUGGCAUGGAUGGCAAGCAUGGUCUUGCUGCAUGGCAGUGGCUAUUUAUAUUCGACGGCAUUAUCGGUAUUCCUGUUGCCCUCUUUGGCUUCCUUGCGCUGCCAGAUCACCCGGGCAACUCCAAGGCUAGAUGGCUGAAGCCCGAGCAGAAAGCUAUUGCUAUCGGCCGCAUGGAAAGAGUUGGCCGUAAGCCACCUAAGAAGUUGACUUGGGCCACUCUCCGCGACAUCUUCACUUCAUGGCCCGUGUAUCUUUUCUGCAUUCCCUUUGCCUCUCAGUUGCUUGGAAACCGUAUCUACAACUACUUCACCAUCUACCUCAAGAGCACUGGUCGCUACUCUGUGGAACAAGUCAACCUGAUUCCAACCGGCGGAUUUGGCUUCCAGGUUGUCACUACACUGAUCUGGGCCUGGUUGAGUGACGCCACCGGCAAUCGAGUGCUUUCGAUCUGUCUUGCAGCGGGUGUUGCUCUGAUCGGCACCAUCAUUCUCAGCAUCUACCCCGAGAACAACCACAGCGCCAUGUUGGCGGGCUGGAUCCUCACGUAUGCCCAGAUGGGAGCGUCGGCUCUGAUGCUCAGUUGGAUCAACGAGCUUCUGUCUUUCUCGACGGAGCACAGACUGGUUGUUAUUGGUGUUGUCGAGACAUUCGGCUUCGUCAUGAACGCCUGGGUGAUUCUGCUUGCCUACAACAGUGGUGAGGCACCUCAUUUCAGUGUUGGAUACUACAUGGCUGCCAUGUUCUUUGCCUUGGAGAUUGUGUCUAUCUUGUUCAUUGCCUUCUGUGCAAAGAAGUGGAAGCCUCAUCCCAGAGUGGAGUCUUGA
This is a messenger RNA of Phaeoacremonium minimum UCRPA7, 1443 nucleotides long. RefSeq names its product putative pantothenate protein. NCBI's taxonomy places the organism in Eukaryota, Fungi, Ascomycota, Sordariomycetes, Togniniales, Togniniaceae. Gene Ontology annotation, biological process: transmembrane transport. Gene Ontology annotation, cellular component: membrane. Bases 1 to 1443 code for a protein of 480 amino acids. The record is from RefSeq and is a predicted model, not a curated record. Gene Ontology annotation, molecular function: transmembrane transporter activity. The transcript is spliced from 2 exons.